AUGAGCGCGCGCGGCGCGGGCGGGCAGCGCUGUCAGUUAAUCCUGCAGCGCUGCCUCGCCAUCCACCUCGCCAAGCCGGGCACCGCGCCCGACGACUUCUGGAUGUACGACUCCGGCUAUCUGCUCUUCCAGUCUGCAGGGGAAAUUACGAAGCGGCAGACAAAGAUAGCUUUCAACAAACAAAGGCGAGUGAGCUUUUGUUUGGCGAAUUGA
Molecule: messenger RNA, 213 nt
Organism: Pieris macdunnoughi
Lineage: Eukaryota; Metazoa; Arthropoda; Insecta; Lepidoptera; Pieridae
Source: the annotation of a GenBank genome assembly